This is a messenger RNA of Artibeus jamaicensis (Jamaican fruit-eating bat), 5279 nucleotides long. RefSeq names its product kinesin family member 3C (gene KIF3C). The transcript is spliced from 9 exons. Gene Ontology annotation, biological process: microtubule-based movement; mitotic spindle assembly. Lineage: Eukaryota; Metazoa; Chordata; Mammalia; Chiroptera; Phyllostomidae. The record is from RefSeq and is a predicted model, not a curated record. Gene Ontology annotation, molecular function: plus-end-directed microtubule motor activity; ATP binding; microtubule binding. Gene Ontology annotation, cellular component: nucleus; spindle microtubule. Bases 642 to 3011 code for a protein of 789 amino acids.
CUGAGUCCGCAACUGGAGCCUGUCAUUCUGGAGGGGUCUGCAAGGUGCGGCUUGGCGGUGCAUCCCUGUCCCCCGCGCACUGGCCGCACUGGCCGCGCCGGGCUCCCGUCUACCGCCCCGCGGCCCCGCCCAUUGCCCCACCCCAGCCAGGCUUGGCUGGGGCCGCAGCGCCGCGGUGAUAGCAGUCUCGCAGCUGCUCCGCCCCAUCCCCUUCUGUUUUUCUCUCAUUCUCUGGCAGCGGCCGGGAAGGCGGAGGCAGAAGCAUCAGCAGCAGCGCUGGCUGCAAUGAAUGAUCCCCCAGCUGGGGAGGAGGACUCUAGCUGUUUACGGCCAGGCUCUUCUGCCCCAGCAUGGGGCGGGCUCCGGGCACUGCUGUUCAGCCGGCACGGCUCCCGCGGCUGUCUGGCGAUUCUGCUUAAUUUUCCGUACCCACUCGGAGCAGCGAGGACCAGAGGGCGGAGGAGGCCCCGGACUGCAGCAGCGGUGGGCCACCUCCCAGCAUCCCCACCCUAGGAGGCUGCAUGCGGGAUUGAAGAGCGGCGCCUGGGGGCUGGGCUGGCCCCGCUGAUUCCUACCUAGGGAGGACUGCAGGACCGCCUAGGCUACGGUGGGGGCUGUGGGGCAGGGAGGACAGGAGCAAGAUGGCCAGUAAAACCAAGGCCAGCGAGGCCCUGAAGGUGGUGGCCCGCUGCCGCCCCCUCAGCCGGAAAGAGGAGGCUGCUGGUCACGAGCAAAUCCUAACCAUGGACGUGAAACUGGGCCAAGUGACCUUGCGGAACCCCCGCGCUGCCUUGGGGGAGCUGCCCAAGACCUUCACCUUUGAUGCCGUGUAUGAUGCCAGCUCCAAGCAGGCAGACUUGUAUGAUGAAACCGUGAGGCCCCUGGUAGACUCGGUGCUUCAGGGUUUCAAUGGCACCGUGUUUGCCUAUGGCCAGACAGGCACUGGCAAGACCUACACCAUGCAAGGGACCUGGGUGGAGCCCGAGCUGCGUGGGGUCAUCCCUAACGCCUUUGAGCACAUCUUCACCCACAUCUCUCGCUCCCAGAACCAGCAGUACCUGGUCCGGGCCUCCUACCUGGAGAUCUACCAGGAGGAGAUUCGAGACCUGCUCUCCAAGGAGCCCGGCAAGAGGCUGGAGCUGAAGGAAAACCCAGAGACAGGUGUCUACAUCAAGGACCUCUCCUCUUUUGUCACCAAGAAUGUCAAGGAGAUUGAGCACGUGAUGAACCUAGGGAACCAGACCCGGGCAGUGGGCAGCACACACAUGAAUGAGGUCAGCUCCCGCUCCCAUGCCAUCUUCGUCAUCACCGUGGAGUGCAGUGAGCGUGGCUCCGAUGGCCAAGACCACAUCCGUGUGGGCAAGCUCAACCUGGUGGACCUGGCUGGUAGCGAGAGGCAGAAUAAGGCGAGCCCCAACACAGCUGGAGGGGCUGCCACACAGUCCACAGGCAGUGGUGGCGGUGGUGGUGGUGGUGGAGAAAGGCCCAAGGAAGCCUCCAAAAUCAACCUCUCGCUGUCUGCCCUGGGUAAUGUGAUCGCUGCUCUGGCAGGCAACAGAAGCACCCAUAUUCCCUACCGGGACUCCAAGCUGACCCGGCUGCUCCAGGACUCUCUCGGGGGGAAUGCCAAGACCAUUAUGGUGGCUACUCUGGGGCCAGCUUCUCACAGCUAUGAUGAGAGCCUCUCUACCUUGCGCUUUGCCAACCGGGCCAAAAACAUCAAGAACAAGCCCCGGGUGAACGAGGACCCUAAGGACACACUGCUGCGGGAAUUCCAGGAGGAGAUCGCCCGCCUGAAGGCCCAGCUGGAGAAGAAGGGGAUGCUGGGGAAGCGGCUCCGGAGGAAGAGCAGCCGCAGGAAGAAGGCUGUGUCAGCCCCCGCCGGGUACCCUGAGGGGCCAGUGAUCGAGGCCUGGGUGGCCGAAGAGGAGGAUGACAACAACAACAACCACCGUCCACCCCAGCCCAUCCUGGAGUCGGCCUUGGACAAGAACAUGGAGAAUUACCUGCAGGAGCAGAAGGAGCGGCUGGAGGAGGAGAAGGCAGCCAUCCAGGAUGACCGCAGUCUGGUGAGCGAGGAGAAGCAGAAGCUGCUGGAAGAGAAGGAGAAGAUGCUGGAAGAUCUGCGGCGUGAGCAGCAGGCCACAGAGUUGCUUGCAGCCAAGUACAAGGCCAUGGAGAGCAAGCUGCUCAUCGGGGGCAGGAACAUCAUGGAUCACACCAACGAGCAGCAAAAGAUGUUGGAACUGAAGAGGCAGGAGAUUGCUGAGCAGAAACGCCGUGAGCGGGAGAUGCAGCAGGAGAUGAUGCUCCGAGAUGAGGAGACCAUGGAGCUCCGGGGCACCUACACGUCCCUGCAGCAGGAGGUGGAGGUCAAAACCAAGAAGCUCAAGAAGCUCUACGCCAAGCUGCAGGCGGUGAAGGCGGAGAUCCAGGACCAGCAUGACGAGUACAUCCGUGUGCGGCAGGACCUGGAGGAGGCACAGAAUGAGCAGACUCGGGAACUCAAGCUCAAGUACCUAAUUAUCGAGAACUUCAUCCCCCCUGAGGAGAAGAACAAGAUCAUGAACCGGCUUUUCCUGGACUGUGAGGAGGAGCAGUGGAAGUUCCAGCCACUGGUACCAGCCGGAGUCAAUAACAGCCAAAUGAAGAAGCGGCCCACGUCCGCAGUGGGCUACAAGAGGCCUAUCAGCCAGUAUGCUCGGGUUGCCAUGGCAAUGGGGUCCCACCCCAGGUACAGGGCUGAAAACAUAAUGUUUUUGGAGUUGGAUGUGUCCCCUCCCGCUGUCUUUGAAAUGGAAUUUUCUCACGACCAAGAACAAGAUCCCCGAGCUCUGCACAUGGAGAGGCUCAUGCGGCUGGACAGCUUUUUAGAAAGACCUUCCACCUCGAAAGUCCGGAAGUCCCGAUCCUGGUGCCAGAGUCCUCAGCGGCCUCCACCCUCCACCACCACACAUGCCUCACUGGCCUCCGCUGCUCUACGCCCUGUGACAGUGCUAGACCACGAGUGACAACCUUCAGUCUGGCUGCCGGUCUGGCCGACUCCCGGGAUGGGAAGCCAGCUCUGGAUCAUCUCAUCCGCCGCUUGGUGCGCGUGUGUGUGCGCAUGUGCGUGUUCGUGUGUGUGAGGGGGUGCGAGCUGGCAGACCGUGCCUCUGCUCGCUCUUCUUAGCCUCCUUUAUUUAAUUAAUGUUAUUUAUUCGCGGAGCUCAGUUAGUGUGGGGGAGAGGCCCUCGGCUGAGCCUGCCCAGUGACUGCGUAGCCUCCUUUCCUGCUGACUGGAGAUCCCCAGUCAGACUUCAAGCUCCUCGCUGUCAGCUGCCCCCAGAAAGGAGGGUGGCCAGUGCCUGAGAAGAGAGGACUUCUUCGACCUGUCUCCACAUCCUCCAUCUCCUCCUGUGCUGAUGUGAGCAGCUCCGAAGCACUUUCUGGGACUAGAAAAAUUCUGGGCGUCCCCGGAGGACAGGAGAUGUCCCGACAGUGCUCCCAGCACUUUCUGGGCCUCAGACAACCCUGGUCGGCUUCUCCGGCUCCUUUUCAAGGACUUAAAAGACCUCACCCACACAGCCCCCCUUCAGCUUUGCCAAGAAUCCAUGGCUUCGGAUCUCUGCUUCCUGCCCACUUUCCCAAGCCUGGGGUGGGACUUGCCAACCGACCAGUUGCCUCUUCCUCAGGACCUGCAGGAAGUGGAAGUCGUGAGACAACGUGACAGCCAUCAGGAGAAGUCCCUCCAGUGCCCUUCGUUUCUGUGCGCCUCCUAGAAGUAACUUUAGUGGGCGAGUGGUCCAGCCUACUCCCUGAGUCUGAGAUGCUGCUCCUGCCUGCUUCAGAUGUCUUCCCCGCAGCCGCCCCGAUCCCAGUUCAUAGUGCCGGGGAAUCGAUGUCCUUGUCCCCCUGGCUCAGCAAAGGCAUGGGAACCUGUUGCUUCCCCCUCAUGUAAGCGCAGGAGAUGGAGACCCAGGCGCAAUCGGCCAACUUUACCUGUUCCCCCCGUUUCUGAAUCACAUUUGUUGGGCACUAUUUUGUUGAAAACUAACUUCUUCAGCAUUGUGCAAACUGGGCCCCAGGGAAGUACUCUUCAUCUCCCUUUGUGGCAUCCCGAGAUGUCUCCAGGUAUCUUAAGUGAUAAGUAAAUUUCUACCAAAAAAAGAAAAGAGAUUAAUUUUCAUUGACUUACUUUUUCAGUGUGCAUUUUGGUGGAGGGGUAAAGAAGUAAUCAUCAGAGAACACCAUUGGUUCAGGAUUUUAAAAUGCCCUUGUAGUGGGAGUCUCCAGUUCCUAGGAUAUGAGGAAGUUGGUCACUGGGAUGAAAGCAUAAAACUGACUGCUUUGCCUGAAAUUUGAUGUUGGGUGCUGGCAAUUAUUCUCUUUCCAUUAGGAAAUUAACCCUUUUACACCUUUCCAGUUCUGCCCUGAGGACCAAGCUAUGGUUGGGUUUAAAUCAAUGAUGCUGUCAUUUCUGCUGUAAUUACUAGACUAGAUGGUCGGGCAACUCAGUUGUUGUUUGCUGCUGUCCAUCAAGGAAAUAACGUUUUCUAUCAGAGCCCAAGGGAUUAUUUGAGACUCAGAAUUUAGAUACUAGAUCCUGCUGAGGCUGGGACAAAGUCAUAUGUAGAAAUGCCCCAGGUGGCCCGGGGACAUCCAGGCCUGCAUUGAGCAGCCUCUCCCAGUGACCUCUUUCACGUUUGUGGAUGAAACAGCACGUGUCACCCCCCCCCCCCUUCACCACUUGGACACAUUAACUCUGCAAUGUCUGGUCACGUGACUGUCACAGUCUUACAGCACAAUCCACCCAACUUCACCACCCCUGGUCUGAGAGCUGGGCCCGAGGUGUGGUCAGAGAAGGAGCUCCCGCCUGCGGUUUCGUGUAUGUGUGUGUGUAUGUGCGUGUCUGUGUGUUUAAUCCACAGGGGACACUCUACACUCAGUGUAAGAUAUGCUGGGAACAGGGCUACUGGGGUGGCUGGAUCUCAGUCUCUCUGUUUCUCUCUCUCUCCUUUUCCUUUUGAUGUAGCAGACAUUUGGUUAACAAAGUAAGGGCCUCAAUUGGACCAAAUUUCCACGUCUGUUGCUAUGGUCUUUACUUAGGACAGCAGCUAACAAUGCGGUGGCCCUUAUAUUACAUAUGUAAUAUAUAAAUAUAUAUAUGUAAAACAUUGCCCCCUGUCUUCUUGGCUUAGGAUGAGGCCUGUGUGUUGAGCUGAAAUGCACCUGCAGCUCUGUGCUGCCAGCAGCCUGCAGGCCCCGGCCCUGUUCAGAUUAACACAGUCGAUAAUAAA